Messenger RNA from Arachis ipaensis, 3551 nucleotides. RefSeq names its product ABC transporter G family member 3. Gene Ontology annotation, molecular function: ATP hydrolysis activity; ATP binding; ABC-type transporter activity. The record is from RefSeq and is a predicted model, not a curated record. Lineage: Eukaryota; Viridiplantae; Streptophyta; Magnoliopsida; Fabales; Fabaceae. Gene Ontology annotation, cellular component: membrane.
ACAAUACUAUGCAAAAACAGUUAUUGUAAUUUUGUUAUUAUUAGUAAAAUAUAAUAAUAAUAAUAAUAAUAAUAAGGUUGGUUGAUCAUUGAUGUGAUCAAAUUAUAGGGGACUGGCCCCCUCAAUUUUGGGGUUCUGGAAAUUGUGGCAUUAGCACAUGGAAGCAACAUCAUUUCCAUAUUGGUCUUUGGAAAAUGAAAAAGAAAGAACAAACUAUUGUAAAGAAAAACAAAAAGAAAAGAUAAAAUAAAAGCAAAUGCAUACAAAACUAUAAUACUGGAUGAGGUUUGAGUGUGAGUGUGUGUGUGACUACUAAAUACUAAUAUAAGCAAAGUUUAUAUUUUUAUUUAAUAGCAAAUAAAAUAUAAACCAUGAUCGAAUAAUUUAUUUUCUAAGUUUACACAGUACACUGAAGUGGAGCAGUCAGCAGUGUCUUUAUAGCAUAUGAGCUUAAAGCUUUGGUCUUUCUCUUUGCCUUUGAGUGUUUCUCUUUGUCAAAGCUUUCACAUUUCACUACUUCUUUGAGCUCAACUCAGCUGAAUGCUUAGUUAGAUCCAGGUAGUUGAUGAAAGAAAUUCUCCAUUGAUCAGAGAAUGUUGAAUAUAUAAAAGAAAUGUAUGUAUGCUGCAAAUGUAACAACCGGCUUGUACUGAAUUUCUAUGGUAUUUAGACUUUGAUUCAUGGAAGAAAUACAGUCUCAAUCGGAUGCAUAUCGGUCUUCUUCUUCAUCAGCAAGUAGCCCGGCGAGUAGGGUGCCAUCAAGUCACUUCUUCUACCUUAGAAAGCCGGGUUCUCUUCGACAACCAAUCUCAUUUGAGGACUCACCUGAAUGGGAAGACACUGAUGUUGAAGCUAGAGGUGAUGAAGGAGGAGGAGACACUAUCAAUGUUGCAACCCCGGCUUCACCUUCGCUUUCUAAGCUCAACAGUGGUUCCUUGGCAUCUCCAUAUGGUUCAUAUAUAUUGGAGGGUGCAGUUCUUCCUCAUAAGAUCGUUGGUGCUUCUGUUGUGUGGAGGGAUUUGACUGUUACCAUAAAGGGAAAAAGGAAGUACUCUGAUAAUGUUAUUAAGAGUUCAACUGGUUAUGCCUUACCUGGUACAAUGACUGUGAUUAUGGGACCUGCUAAAUCAGGGAAAUCGACGUUGUUACGCGCCAUUGCAGGAAGAUUGCAUCCUUCAACCAGGACUUAUGGUGAAGUGUUUGUGAAUGGGGCGAAAUCGCACUUGUCCUAUGGAUCAUAUGGUUUUGUGGAGAGAAAGACCAAUCUGAUUGGAUCACUCACUGUGAGAGAGUUUCUGUACUAUUCAGCUCUGCUUCAACUCCCAGGAUUCUUAUUUCAGAAAAAGAAUGUGGUAGAGGAAGCUAUCCAAGCGAUGUCUUUAGGUGACUAUGCAAAUACACUUAUUGGUGGACAUUGUUAUUCAAAGGGCCUCUCCGGGGGCGAGAGAAGACGUGUUAGCAUUGCGAGGGAGCUUGUGAUGAGACCACAAAUCCUGUUUAUAGAUGAACCUCUUUAUUGUCUGGACAGUGUCUCAGCACUUUUGAUGAUGGUUACAUUGAAGAAACUUGCAAGCAGUGGCUGCACUCUUAUUUUUACUAUUUACCAGAGCAGCACAGAAGUCUUCGGCCUUUUUGAUCGAAUAUGCCUUCUUUCGAAUGGAAAUACUUUGUUCUUUGGAGAAACAUUAGCUUGCUUGCAGCACUUCUCAAAUGCUGGAUUUCCCUGCCCUAUCAUGCAAAGUCCUUCCGAUCACUUUCUUCGAGCAAUCAAUACAGAUUUUGACAGGAUAAUUGCAAUGUGUAAAAACUGGCAGGAUGAUAAUGGAGACUUUUCUUCGGUCAACAUGGACACAGCAGUGGCUAUUUGCACACUUGAAGCAACAUAUAAAUCAUCUGCAGAUGCAGCUGCUGUUGAAAAUAUGGUUAUGAAACUCACAGAGAAGGAAGGUCCAUCUCUUAAAUACAAAGGCAAAGCUAGUGCUGCUACUCGCAUAGCAGUCUUGACAUGGAGGUCUUUAUUGGUUAUGUCAAGGGAGUGGAAAUAUUACUGGAUUCGUCUGGUUCUCUGUAUGCUUCUUACACUUUGCAUUGGUACUAUAUUUUCCGGCUUGGGGCACUCGCUUUCUUCAGUUGGGACUAGAGUUACAGCAAUUUUUGUAUUUGUAUCAUUCUAUUCGCUUCUAAGCAUUGCUGGCGUGCCUGGACUUAUUAAAGAAAUCAAGAUGUAUGAAUGUGAAGAAUCUAACCAGCAUUCAAGUGCACUAGUAUUUUUACUUGGACAAUUCUUGUCCAGCAUGCCAUUCCUUUUCCUCAUCUCCAUUUCAUCAAGUCUAGUUUUCUACUUCCUAGUAGGGCUGAGAGAUGAAUUCAACUUCUUAAUGUACUUUGUGCUCAACAUUUUCAUGUCUCUUUUAGCAAGUGAAGCACUUAUGCUACUUGUUGCUACUUUAUGGCAAGAUAUCUUCUGGAGUUUCUUAACAACUUUGUGCAUUCAGGUAGUGAUGAUGCUUUCCGCCGGAUAUCUUAGAAUCCGAAAUGAUUUGCCUGGACCAGUGUGGAUAUAUCCAAUGUCAUAUAUAUCCUUUCAUACAUACUCUAUUCAGGGUCUAUUGGAGAAUGAGUACCUAGGAAGUACCUUUUCAAUUGGGGAGGUGAGGACCAUAUCAGGAUUUCAAGCUCUCCAAAACAUCUAUGACAUCUCUUCUGACACCAAUUCAAAGUGGUCAAAUUUGCUGGUUUUGUUUCUCAUGGCAGUUGUUUAUCGUUUUCUUGUGUUCAUUUUAUUAUGCAGAAAAUCAUCUCUGCUUAUUAGUUGUAGGUGUCAAAGAGUAGGUACAGAAUUUACUAGUUGAUUUGGCUUACUUGCAUAGUUGCAUUGUACAAUUAAAUUCUUUUUUUAUCUAUUUUGCAUUUCCUAUAUCAGUUUUGAGUUUAUCAUGAAUUUUUGUAGCUGGAUAUGUCUCGUAAAAUUCUUGGUCAUUACUUAAAUGUAUCUCAUUCUCAAUCCACAAUUGCACCAGAACUUAAGAUUCUUGUGGUUUUCUCUGGUGAAUUACAUUGACCUACCUUGAGCUUAGGUAAUGCUAUGCAUGAUAAAGUAUACACUAACCUCCCCUGAAAUUCAAUGCUUUUUAUUUAAUGCUUCAUCGUUUCAAGGAUCAUUUAAGUAAGCAUUAGCUUGUUUUCUUCAAGUCGAAGAUGACUCACAACAUCAAAUACCAAAUAGCAGAUGAGCUUUGAUUCUUGUUCUCAGAAAUUUCUCAUAUUCAUAGAGAAUCCAACAUCAGCAAAAUUAGUUUGGCCAAAAAUGUCAUGUACGUGCUUUUAAUAAGAUAUUAAGCCGAAAUACAUAUACCAUUAUUUCACGGUUCCAAACAUAAUCGUUUGAUUAUUUAAGCUCACGAAAUUAUUAUCAAAGUAACCACCACUAUGAAUUUAAAAAUGCCCUCAAACAAAAAUCAAAAUUGGCUAUAAAGAAUGGGAAGCUAAGAGUAGGGGUAUGGUGUAAUUGAAAAGCUAAGCAUGGUACUUUGGCUGAACAAAAAAUUAAA